AUGAGUAACCGCCAUCUGCCGGCUGGGCAGAAUAUCCAAGGGGGACAGGGCGGCAUAUCAGGCGUCGAUAUGGGCAAUGGUCCCGGCUCUGGAGGCCCUCGAAGGAGGCAGCAUCAGUAUAUGGCGCCGUAUCAGCAACAUAUGGCCCCAAUGUAUCCAAACUACAUGCCAUAUGCUGCGCCGCAGCAGUAUUAUGGCAUGCCUCCGCAGUAUCCCAAUGGGGCCAUGCCAGCGCCAGCAUAUAUGCCCUACCAGCCGUAUGGAAGAUCACCACCAACUAUGCCUCAGUACGUUCCCAUGGUAGGCGUCAGCGUCCCUCCAAACUAUUCUCGCCCAGCUCCGCAGUCACCAAACCUCGCAACACCGUAUCAACCACCUCCGGCACCUGCUCCUAUUCCACCGCAAACCCCUUCAUCAACACACUCGUCGCAGAAGAUCGCUCCACCGACACCUCCCACUCCGCAGAUAGUAGAGAGUGCUCCUGCUCCCCGGCCGCCGGAACCGCAGCUAAAGCAGCCAGCACCGGAAGUCCAGCCUGUUUUGGUAACCGAACGGCCCUCUUUCCGACCACCGCUCCCUUGGCUGUCGCGGCCUGAUGUUUCAUUCCCUAAACGUUCGCCCCGGUCCAGGAUAAGAAGGAAACUUCUUCCUUCCAAUGGCCAAACAGUCUCUCUCCCCGCCGAGCAACAUGGGACCAUUCUCGACUUGACUCCCGCCGCUGUAUCAAAUCGAGACAUUUCCUCGAAGGCAGAAUCGCCGUCGAACGCCCCUACCAAACCUUCUUCGGAACUUGCGCAAGAACACAGCAUUGCCGAAAGCCAGCCAGGGAAGACAGCCGGUGUGCUGCUCUCACCCACAGUUCAAACUGUUGUUCCUAGCCUGCCCAAGCCUCCAGCCCAGGAAUCCGGUGCUGAAAUGGCCAACGCAGGCGUGACAGGCGCCGUUACAAAUGUGGAAGAUGCUGCCCAAGACACCGGGCUCAUAAACUCUGAGCUAGACAAUGCCACCGCUGCAGAACAGGCCGCGCCUGUUGCCCCAGUCAAAGCCGCACCCACUAGCUGGGCGAAUCUUUUUGCCAAACCCGCCAGUCAGAGUGUGAAGAUUUUGAACGGAGCUAAUGGCACGACGUCUGUGAAUGGUGACGCGACAGAGGCUACUACCGCCGGUGUUGUUUCGGGAUCAAACUUCUCGCAGGAAAACCGCAGUCUUCUGGCUGAUGCUAUCCAGACUUUCAAAGUCAACAACAGUAACAAAGCCACGCUGGUUGAGCCUCGUGGCCUUGUCAACACUGGUAACAUGUGCUAUAUGAAUUCAGUGUUACAAGUCCUCAUGUUUUGCGCUCCUUUUUACGACUUUUUGGAUCAAGUGAGCAAGCGAGCAGCUCACAGCUUCAAGAGUGAAACACCUCUUGUGGAUGCGAUGGUCAUGUUUUUGCAAGAAUUCAAAGUCCUGGCAUCUGCUUCGUCUUCCGAGCAGCUUCACAAGUCACUGAAGACACAGAUUUUCGAACGUUAUGGCGACCCAUUUACUCCUGAAUUCGUAUACGAAGCUAUAAGGCAGCUUCCGCGGUUCGCGAGUAUGAGGCGCGGACACCAGCAAGAUGCGGAGGAGUUCCUCGGUUUCCUUUUGCAGUCUUUGGAUGACGAGUGCAUGCUUGUUAUGAACAAAUCCCUUGCCAACGAGGCCGAACAGCUUCUGGAUGAUGGGUCUGUAGAUUUGGAAUCCACGAAUCCCGCAGGAGAUUGGCUCGAAGUUGGCCGCAAGCAAAAGGCCGCAGUCAGCCGAUCAGCGGGAUCAAACUCUUCGACACCAAUCACGAAGAUCUUUGGCGGACUCCUCAGAUCCGAAUUUAGAGUUCCUGGGCUCAAAGAUUCUAUCACCACAGAGCCAUACCAGCCCCUGCAGCUUGACAUCGGCUCGCCGGAUGUGCGAAAUGUUGUAGAUGCACUCAGGGGACUCACAAGACCUGAGCGCAUGCAAGGGGACUUCAACUCCCCUCGAGGCAAGGAUGUUAUGGCCACAAAGCAAGUGUUUAUUGAGUCUUUGCCACCAGUUCUCAUCCUGCACCUCAAACGCUUCCAGUUCGAUGCCACAGCCAACGGCACUAUCAAGAUUUGGAAGAAUAUCGGAUACCCGUUGGAGCUUGAAAUUCCCCGCGAGGUUCUCUCCCGGCAGCGUCGCCAGAACAUUGGCGACGGCCCCAUGCCGCGGUACAAGCUGAUCAGUGUGGUGUACCAUCAUGGAAAGAACGCCAGCGGCGGCCACUACACUGUUGAUGUUCGUCGACAAGAUGGCCACGAGUGGCUUCGCCUGGACGACACCGUGCUCCGACGAAUUCGCAAGGAGGAAGUUGCCCAAAAUGGAGCUGAAGAAGAAGUCAAGGACCCCCGCAAGGAGCAGUCUGUAGUGUCUAAUCCGUCAGCCAACCGCUUUGGUGCGAUGAAUGACGAAGACACCGGAGACGAGGAUGGCUGGAAGCAGGUCACAACUUCCACCAGUGGAGGAGGUAAGAGAUGGAGCAGCGUGGUCAACGGUAGCACCACCCCGGCCACGAAGGACAAGCAGGCCAAGGACAAUGUCAAGGACAACAAGGUAGCGUACUUGCUGUUCUAUCAACGCAUGUAA
Pochonia chlamydosporia 170 is the source of this 2625-nucleotide messenger RNA. Its product is annotated as ubiquitin C-terminal hydrolase. Lineage: Eukaryota; Fungi; Ascomycota; Sordariomycetes; Hypocreales; Clavicipitaceae. Gene Ontology annotation, molecular function: cysteine-type endopeptidase activity; cysteine-type deubiquitinase activity. Gene Ontology annotation, biological process: protein deubiquitination. The record is from RefSeq and is a predicted model, not a curated record. The transcript is spliced from 5 exons. Bases 1 to 2625 code for a protein of 874 amino acids. Gene Ontology annotation, cellular component: nucleus; cytosol.